Messenger RNA from Dothidotthia symphoricarpi CBS 119687, 1176 nucleotides. Its product is annotated as PLAC8-domain-containing protein. NCBI's taxonomy places the organism in Eukaryota, Fungi, Ascomycota, Dothideomycetes, Pleosporales, Dothidotthiaceae. The record is from RefSeq and is a predicted model, not a curated record. Bases 1 to 1176 code for a protein of 391 amino acids. The transcript has a single exon.
AUGAGUCAACAACAGCAUCAGAGAUUCUCGUGGCAAGUGCCACUACAAGAAGAGGCGCCAUCCUAUCAACCGCCCCAGCAACCGCAAAUCAACACCAACGUGCCACAACACAACCGAAUCUUGUCCUACACGCAAACCCCGAUUGAACAUCGUGUGCCCUCCGAUACCUCCUCGCCGAUUGACAUGUACACGCCAAUCGAUCCCCGCCCACAGUCAUACUACCCACACAUUGCACCCAACCAGACACAGGUGUAUACACCCUCGUCACACCCAUACGACGAGAAACCCCCCAUCUCACCCUUAACGCCGCAAGAUGGCACACAAUCGAUACCCUUCUCGCCCGUCUCACCGAUUCCAGACGCGCGAAACGCACCAGCUCAGCAUGCCAAUACAUGGCAGAGCAACCAUGCACGGCAAAUGAGCAACCUGUCACCCAUAAACACAGCUUUGAUGCAUCAACCCAUGCCUACUAUACCACCAACACCAUCGUCACAAACAUCGUCGCCAUUACCGUACAAGGCGCCAAUAACGCCUCUGUCUGCGAGCUCUAAGCGAGACUUCAAUUUGCAACCAGAUCACGCAAACGAACCCUACUCACCACAUGGCUUUUCAACCCAGACAGCCAAUCACCACGCCGUCUUCUCUCCAGAUUCUGCCCACGGUCCCAACGGUCUGGAUUUCACUCUGCAUCAGCCAGGUCAGAUAGCCCACCCGAACAUGGAUCUUUCCAACAAAGGCGCUGCACAUGAGUGGAAACACUCUCUUUGCGCUUGCAGUGGUGAUGUAUCGACAUGUCUGAUAGGGCUUUUCUGUCCGUGCAUCCUCUACGGACGCACAUCCUACCGCCUGUCUCAGAAAAGCAAGAAAGAAGACCCUACAGACAUGCUUAGUCACAAAACGACAAAUAAACACUGUAUGCUGAUGGGCGCAGCGUGUGGAUUAUGGUGGGUAUUUCCGAUGCUGCAACGGACGAGAAUCCGACACAACUACAAACUCGAGGGUAGUAUUGGAGGCGACUGUAUCCGAGGCGCUUGCUGUUGUUGCUGCGUAGCCAUCUCGAAUGAGAAAGAGGUAAAAGAACGGGAAGAGAGUGUCAGGCGCUGGGCGGGGCCGGCUACUGGUGGCUCUGAGGUGUACACGAAGACGAUGGGAAUGGUUUACAAGGCACAGGUUUAG